GGACCCCCAUCUUACACACAUAACGGGUCUACCCAACAGCAAUAGUUCAGGGGCUGAGCGACCCGCACUGCUGUAACCUGUCAACACUGUUCGGUAGAUACUCGUCUCCGUCUGUCCGGGUUCCUUCUUCUCCUUUUAGACACUCGUUCAGAAAAGCACAGAAACAAACCAGUUUGCCUCGUUUCUUUAUCCUAUUAUCAUCUCCACUCUUACUACCUGAUAACGAUGGUCGGUGUUCCUGGGAAAUACAAGGGCUGCAAUUCUUGCCGUGUCCGGAGAGUCAAAUGUGACAACGAACGACCAUAUUGCAGGAAGUGUAUCGACAGUGGUCGCGAGUGUCUUGGUUAUGAGCGAGAAACCGUCUUCAUCAUCGGAACCAUCGAGGACGGCGGUCGUUGUUCGUCCCAUCCGCCAAGGGUCAUCAAGUCAAAGAAGGCGAAAGCUUCAACCUCGUCGAGAAGUGGAGGAGAGGAGGAGAGGGGGACUCCACAGCAAAAGCAUCAGAAACAUCAGCACUAUCCGGAGCUCUUUCCGGAUCAGCCGCUUCAGUCGGCUUGGGACGACUUGAUCUCGUUGUCGACGCCCUCGGGUACGAAGUACACCCUACAGUUUACGGCUCUGAAUACCCGGCUUCAGAAUGUUCUCCGCCGUAGUGGCAGCAGGGGAGAUGCUACGGGAGAGUUUACUGUGAACUCGAUGGCGGAAUACGAAGUCCCGAAUCUGCAACUUUACUUCAGUGGCCAGGACUUCGAGUUGAAGUCGCAGUGUUUGAUUAGUCUACCGGAAAGCCAGAACGAGGACCCAUACAUGCCAUCGAUUGGUUCAUGCGUUUUCCUUUACGAGCACAACAAUUCGACUCUGUACACGAACCUCUAUAGCAAUCAGCCAUCGUUCAAGGAUUCGGCCGCUCAAAAUGAUCCCAUCAGACGCGCUGGGCCAGAGAAAUUUCAGACGUUUCCUAACCAUCACUUCUUUGUCCGGGUCUACCGGCCUACUGCUAUCCUGACCGCCCUGCUCAACCGCACCCCAACCUUCCUCGAGUCCGCAGAAUGGACUUCCACUCCCUGGGAGAAGCACCCCAAGUCCAUCCUCGAUCAACUCUUCGACAUCAUCGCCCUCCUGCCCCGCAUCCUCUCUCGCACGGACCGAGUCACCGAAGAAGUACAAACGCUAUCCCGUCGUCAGCGUGCUCAAGACCUCUUGACCAACUGCCUCAACAUCGAACGGCAACUUAACGCUUGGUCUUCAUCUUUCAGCGCCGAGAUGACGGCAGCUAUCUCGCGUCAAACAACGGCCGUCAUCACACCGUCGUCGUCGUCAACUUCGAUAUCAGAUUACGGGCAAUCUCCGCCCUACCUAACAACCCCUCCAACUUCAAGCUCCUACCCUUAUCUCUCACCCUCCUCCUCCCCAUAUUCGCAGGGCCAAGGCCAAGGCCAAACACACUCCCACCGCCGCUCCCCAUCCAAUUCCAAUUCCAUUUCCCGCUCCAGAGGUACCCCCUCCCCCACCCCCUCCGCCUCCGCCUCCGCCUCCUCCCCGCGCUUCCAACCCUACCCUACAACAUCCCCUCAUUCUCAUUCUCAUCACAAACCCCAGGGGCAACCAAGGUCUCCUCGUCGCGCCUCUCCGUCGUCUGUUGCACACGCUCACCCAAAUACUGGCUACCCAUCAUACUCGGCAGGAUACCCAUUCACCAACCCCCCACUAGCCUUCCCCACCUCCCAACUCGCUUUGGCGUAUAUCCUUUACUGCACUAGUCUGAUGCAGCUUUACCAAACCAUCGAGCGCAUAUACUGGAGCAUCUUUGAGCCGUUGCCUUUACAUAUGGUGGGUACAGGAUUGCAGAAUAUGCAUCAGAAUAUGCAGAACAUGAACCUCCCGUUGGAGGUGCAGAUGCAACAGAUGCAACAGAUGCCGGUGGAUUUGAUUAGCGACCCGGCGAGGUAUGGAAGUAAAGCGGUUAGGGGACUGGCGGAACGGGUGGGUAGGAGUCUGGAGUUUGCGCUGAACAACAAUAUCGAGCCGGGGAUGCUGGCUUAUCCGGUUUUUGUGAUCAGGGCGUUCUACGAGAGCCUUGGUUUGGGAUUGGGGGCUGCUGCUGCGAGCUGGGAAGGCUUGGGCGUGGGCGUGGGCGUGGGCGUGAUGGGGGUUGUUGAUGGUUUAGGGAUGGACAUGGGGAUGACUAAGAACAUGAAUCCUGGGAUGACUGUUGGCAGGAUUGGCACGAUGGGUAGCCAUAUGAGUUACUCAGCAGGCAUGGAAAACUUGAAUAUAAUGGGCUUGGACGGAAUCAACAACACCACCACCAUGACAGGAAGCACUGGUGGCGGGCAAAGCAUGGGUUACCACCCAACGACGACAACGGCACCAACAACAACAACAACAACAGCAGCAGCCAUGUUAAUGCAACAACAAUCUCAAGCACCGCCGCCGGACGGCCGCCUCGAGGUGAUGUGGUGCGAUCAUUUCAGAGAGAAGUUGAAAGCUAGAGGGGCGGAGAUAUCCAAUGCGAUUACGGGUCAGGGAAGGAGGAGGAGGAGGUGGAGGGAGAUUGCUGCUUUUGGGUAUUGAAAUGAAAAAAAAUAUGGGAAUGAGAGGGAGAAGGGUGGACGACUUACAUAUCAGAUCAGACGAGAACGUUUUGAACACGACGCAAUGAUGAAUUUCUGGGACUGGCUUUAUUCUUCCCUUUUUUUCUUUUCGUGUUCUUUUUUCCUUACAAGGAAGGGGAUAUAAACAAACAAGAUACUUACCGGCUGGAAUAACGCUGGGCCUCGCGAGAGGUUUUUGAACAUUUGGGGUUACAUAGUAAAGAAUGGUUAGGGUCUGUUUGGGUGGGUGGUUAUCUGCUU
Neurospora tetraspora is the source of this 2855-nucleotide messenger RNA. RefSeq lists its product as uncharacterized. Gene Ontology annotation, biological process: regulation of DNA-templated transcription. The transcript has 4 exons. NCBI's taxonomy places the organism in Eukaryota, Fungi, Ascomycota, Sordariomycetes, Sordariales, Sordariaceae. The record is from RefSeq and is a predicted model, not a curated record. Bases 226 to 2574 code for a protein of 782 amino acids. Gene Ontology annotation, molecular function: zinc ion binding; DNA-binding transcription factor activity, RNA polymerase II-specific.